Agrilus planipennis (emerald ash borer) is the source of this 2359-nucleotide messenger RNA. RefSeq names its product succinate dehydrogenase [ubiquinone] flavoprotein subunit, mitochondrial. The record is from RefSeq and is a predicted model, not a curated record. The transcript is spliced from 7 exons. NCBI's taxonomy places the organism in Eukaryota, Metazoa, Arthropoda, Insecta, Coleoptera, Buprestidae. Gene Ontology annotation, biological process: tricarboxylic acid cycle; mitochondrial electron transport, succinate to ubiquinone. Gene Ontology annotation, molecular function: succinate dehydrogenase (quinone) activity; electron transfer activity; flavin adenine dinucleotide binding. The coding region runs from base 123 to 2090 and encodes 655 amino acids.
UAACGAUAAAGAAAGGAAAUAAGCAUAGUGGGAAAGCAGACAGCAACAGCGUACUUGUGGUUGCAAAAAGUGAACUUGCCGUUGUCUAUAUAGUAAAAUAAGCGUGUUAAUGUUUUGAAAAAAUGUCGAGUUUGUUGAAAGUAAAUUGUUUUUUAUCAAAGAAUGUGUUGUCUAAAGGUUCAGCUGUGAUAAGUAGAGGUGUUCAUAUUUCUGUAGAUAGAAGAGAUGCCAAAGUAUCGGAAGGUAUUUCGAAAGUUUAUCGCGUGGUAGAUCAUACGUAUGACGCUGUUGUUGUUGGCGCCGGAGGGGCAGGUCUUAGGGCUGCUUUUGGCCUGGUGGCCGAAGGAUUCAAAACAGCUGUUGUCACAAAGUUGUUCCCGACCAGGUCGCAUACCGUGGCUGCACAAGGAGGAAUUAAUGCUGCCUUAGGUAAUAUGGAAGACGACAUGUGGCAAUGGCACAUGUACGACACGGUAAAAGGUUCCGAUUGGCUUGGAGACCAGGACGCCAUCCAUUAUAUGACGCGAGAAGCUCCCAGAGCCGUAAUAGAACUGGAAAAUUAUGGUAUGCCGUUUUCGCGCACAACAGACGGCAAAAUCUAUCAGCGCGCGUUUGGCGGACAAUCUUUAAAAUUUGGCAAAGGCGGUCAAGCGCAUAGAUGUUGCGCAGUAGCCGAUCGAACCGGUCACAGCCUUUUGCACACCCUGUAUGGUCAAUCACUAAAGUACGACUGCAACUAUUUUAUCGAAUACUUUGCCACAGACUUAAUUAUCGAACAUGGAGAAUGUAAAGGAGUUAUGGCACUCUCCAUGGAAGACGGUACCAUACACAGAUUCAAAGCGAAAAAUACGGUGAUAGCGACCGGUGGUUUCGGAAGAGCGUAUUUUUCAUGCACAUCUGCCCAUACAUGUACUGGCGAUGGUGGUGGUAUGGUGGCUAGGGCAGGUCUCCAAAGUCAAGACUUAGAAUUCGUACAAUUCCAUCCUACGGGUAUCUAUGGUGCUGGCUGCCUUAUCACCGAAGGGUGCCGUGGAGAGGGUGGCUUCCUUAUUAAUUCUCAGGGCGAACGAUUCAUGGAAAGAUACGCUCCAGUUGCCAAGGACUUGGCUUCCAGAGAUGUCGUGUCAAGAGCCAUGACCAUCGAAAUCAGAGAAGGUAGAGGAGUUGGUCCCGAAAAAGACCACGUCUUCUUACAGUUACAUCAUUUACCGGCAGAGCAGUUGCACUCUAGAUUACCAGGUAUUUCGGAGUCAGCGAAGAUUUUCGCUGGCGUCGACGUGACGAGAGAACCCAUACCUGUAAUUCCAACUGUACAUUAUAACAUGGGAGGCGUACCAACAAACUUUAAGGGUCAGGUAUUGAAUAACUUUAGUGGAGAGGACAAGGUGGUCAAAGGAUUAUACGCUUGCGGAGAAGCUGCAUCUUCCAGUGUCCAUGGGGCUAACAGAUUAGGUGCUAAUUCAUUGCUAGAUCUGGUCGUUUUUGGUAGGGCUUGUGCCAAAACGAUAGCCGAAGAAAACAAACCGGGAGAACCGAUUUCAGAUAUUAAAGACAAUGCUGGAGAAUCGUCGGUCAGCAAUAUCGACUGGGUACGUAACCUCAACGGGUCAAUUCCAACAGCCGCGUUACGCUUGGACAUGCAGAAAACCAUGCAGGCGCAUGCAGCCGUGUUUAGAACAGCAGACGUAAUGCAGGAGGGUAUUAAGAAGAUGCAUGAUCUUUAUAGGCAAAUGCUUGACCUUAAGAUCACCGAUCGCAGUCUCAUUUGGAAUACAGACCUGGUGGAAACGCUCGAGCUCCAGAAUCUGAUGAUAUGCGCCGUCCAAACGAUCACGGGCGCCGAAAAUCGAAAGGAAUCUCGUGGAGCUCACGCCAGAGAAGACUUCAAGGACAGAGUGGACGAGUACGAUUAUAAAAAACCGUUGGAGGGACAAACGAAGAAACCAAUGGAGCAACAUUGGAGGAAGCACACCCUUACAACGGUCGAUAUCGGAACGGGGAAAGUCGAUAUAAAAUUUAGGCCCGUGAUCGAUGAAACGUUAGACCAAAAGGAAUGCGCAACUGUACCACCCGCAAUUAGGUCGUAUUAAAGAUUUAAUAACAAUAAUAAUAAUAAUAAUUUGUUGUUGUUAUUAUAAUCUGCGUAUUAUUUUUUUGUAAAUAAAAAAGAAGGCUUACGGAAGAGUCAAUUAAUUAUUCGAAGAAAGCGAUUUUUCGUUUUGAAUGUUAAAUGAUUUAUCUAAAAAUAUAUCAAUUUAGCACAAGGUAAUUUAUUACUGUAAUCGAACAAGUAUUUUAAAUUUUUCUUAUUUUGGCGCAAGUCUGACGUGUGCACUAGUUAUGGGCAAAUUAACACCAA